This is a messenger RNA of Cajanus cajan (pigeon pea), 1225 nucleotides long. The record is from RefSeq and is a predicted model, not a curated record. NCBI's taxonomy places the organism in Eukaryota, Viridiplantae, Streptophyta, Magnoliopsida, Fabales, Fabaceae.
GAGAAUAUAACAUAAAAUUUUGAUUUUUUUUGUUCUAUUUGUAAUUGCAAUGGGUGAUGGUGAAAGCGAGACAUUCGAAUUCAAGGUUGAGUCACUGAGCGUUAUAAACAACAAUUUCCAUUUAAACAAAGAAACUUUCUUUCAUGAACUUAUCAACAAUGCUUUCAAGGCUUUGGACAAAAUUCGAUAUGAGAGGCAAACUGAGUUAGAAGCUCAAUUCAUUAGAUUGGUCCCUCAUAAGGUUAACAAAACACUUUCCAUUAUUGAUAAUGGCAUUGGCAUGACCAAAACAGAUUUGGUUCACAAUUUGGGAAGGUCUAGUCAAUUAGGCGUUGGUUUCUACUCCGCUUUCUUGGUUGCUAACAAGGUCAUGGUCACCACCAAUCAUAACCACCAUGACCAAUACACUUGGGAAUCUCAAGGUGGUGCCUCAUUCAUUGUUACCAAGGACUCUAGUGGCCAACAACUCAGGAAGGGAACCAAAAUCACCCUCUUUCUUAAGGAGGACCAGUUGGAGUACUUGGAAGAGACCAGGAUUAAGGACCUUGUCAAGAAACACUUUCAAUUCACUAGUUAUCCCAUUUACCUUUGGACUGAGAAAGAAAAAUUUGUGGAUAUCGUAAGUGAACAGUUUAGGAACCGCAUACCUGAUGAUCUGACAUUCUCUAUUAUGGGGAAAUUGCCUUUAAAAUCUAUUAAGAGAUUUGGCUGUGUUUGUAAAUCAUGGGUCUCCUUACUUGAAAACCCUAAUUUCAUGACAAUCUUUCGCAAUAAUUUCUUAUCUAAUCAUCGUUCUUACUAUGAUGAUACAGUUCUCCUCCUAUGUCAAUCUUUGAACACUAAUAUCACUGAAACUCAUCAUGAGAACUUAUUUUUGCUUUCUGGUGAGAAAUUUCAGAAUAGGGUCAAAUUAGACUGGCCAAAUCUAUUUCAAGAGCAAAAUCUAGCGAAUUCACAUAUAGAUAUUUUGGGUCAUAUCUCCUUCUCUUCUCUGUUAAACGGCUCCAACACUCCCUCCUUCUCUUUUCUGUUAAACGGCUCCAACACUCCCUCGCCGGCCACCACAGCUCCUUCUCCGUUAAACGGCUCCAACACUCCCUCGCCCACCGCAGCUCCUUCUCGGUUAAACCGUUCCAAUAGUCCCUCGCCGUCCACCACACAUCCAGCUGUGUUAAAUCGUUCCAACAGUCCCUCGCCGGCCACCACACAGUUCGUUCGUUUGUGA